CUUCGUUUCCACGGAUUUUCCCAACUUCCCAGAAUUUCAUGGCUUGAUUCCCAUAUACUUCCUUUGAAAUUCUUUCACUGGAUUUUCUGUCCCAGAGUGAUGUGAUGUUUACUUGACCGAAUACCACCCUCAGAACAGAGUUUUGAGACUUUCUUUGUUGAUCUCAACAAUUUGCUGUAUUCUCCAAUGGAUGAUGUUGGACAUCGUGAAAAUGGAAGAGUUAAAACGGAUCAGUAUAGAGCAGCUCAAGGCCAGUGGCUGAUGCAUCAGCCAUCAAUGAAGCAGAUAAUGGCCCUUAUGGCCGAACGAGAUGCUGCUAUUCAAGAAAGGAAUUUAGCUCUUUCCGAGAAGAAAGCAGCUAUUGCUGAUAGAGAUAUGGCAUUCUUGCAGCGAGACGCAGCAAUUGCUGAACGAAAUAGUGCUAUAGCAGAACGAGAUAGUGCCAUAGCGAAUCUGCAUUAUCAAGAGAACUCCUCGUCAUCUGGUAAUAUGUCCUCUUGUCCGCAGGGGCUUCAUAUGUCACGUGGGAUGAAGCACAUGCAACAUCCUCAGCAGAACAUUCACCAUCUGCCCCACAUUAGUGAAGUUCCUUAUAACUCGAGAGAAAUGCAUUCAGCUGGUUCCCUUCCGGUGAUGCCAGGUACCUCUGAAGCCGCAAAGUCAAGACAGGGUAAACGAGCAAAAGAGGCCAAGGUAAUUGCAGCUAACAAGAAGGCUUCAAAGCCUCCUAAAAAAGUAAAACAAGAAAAUGAGGAAUCGAACAAGAUUAUGCCUGGCAAGUCACGUGAGUGGAAGGGUCCACAAGAUGUGGAUGGUGCUGGUGAUGAUCUCAACAAACAGUUAGUUACUGCAAAACUCGAUUGGAAAGGUAAGGAUCUGGGAUUGAAUCAAGUUGUAUUCGACGAGUCAACCAUGGCACCACCUGUUUGUUCAUGCACGGGAGUCCUAAGACAGUGCUAUAAAUGGGGAAACGGUGGAUGGCAAUCUUCAUGUUGCACAACCGCCUUGUCUAUGUAUCCAUUGCCAGCAGUUCCGAACAAAAGACAUGCCCGGAUCGGUGGCAGAAAGAUGAGUGGAAGUGCUUUCAACAAGCUGCUUACUCGGCUUGCAGAGGAAGGUUAUGAUCUGUCCAACCCCGUCGAUCUUAAGCAUCAUUGGGCCAAGCAUGGGACAAACCGCUACAUCACCAUCAAGUAGGCUGUUUAAAAAACCAAAUGCGUAUCGGAAGUUAUGUAGCAUUAGAGAACAGUCGUUUGGCGUUCAUGUUUCCAUCCUUUGUCAAUUUAGCAGUGUAGGAAAAAUAAAUGAUCCGGAAAUGACACUAGGUGGGUAAUGCCAACUUAAUUUCGGGUUUACUUCGAAACGGCCCCUCUGAGCUCUCUCUAUACGGCUUCGAUCCUCCAUGAGCAGACUGGUAUACAAAGAGAGGAUAAAGGAUAUAUGAUAUGGUCUCAUCCAAUCUUGGAAAAAUGAUGGGGUUGUCAACUUGCCACUUUGUAGCAUGUAACUGAAUUGAAAAAGUAUUGUACCAGUUGUACUUUAAUGG
Molecule: messenger RNA, 1546 nt
Organism: Hibiscus syriacus
Lineage: Eukaryota; Viridiplantae; Streptophyta; Magnoliopsida; Malvales; Malvaceae
Product: protein BASIC PENTACYSTEINE6-like
Exons: 3
Coding region: 187-1197 (336 amino acids)
Biological process (GO): response to ethylene
Cellular component (GO): nucleus
Molecular function (GO): DNA-binding transcription factor activity; sequence-specific DNA binding
Source: RefSeq, a predicted model, not a curated record